AUGAACCUCAGUCCAUUUGCGUUGUUUUUGUGCUGGGAAUGUCGUGAUUUGCUUCCACAUGUGCGCAUCUACGUAAUUCCGCAGGAAAGUGUUGUGGAGAGCGGUCUUUCAUCAUUUUUCUCGAAGUGCCAACGAUUGACAAAUUUGGACGUGAGCGAGAAUGAGCGACUCACUGGGAUGCCUUCGUUUUUAUCCCUUCCGUUAUCCCUUAAUACACUCCGAAUCGGCGGUUGCUACCGACUUGUCGCACAAUCUCUGAUUGCUAUUGCAAAAAGGUGCACAAAUUUGAUCAGUGUGGUUAUGAACAGUAUCGACACUCUUAAUAUAUUGGAUUUAAACAUUUUCUUCGCCUCACUCCCGAAGUAUGUUUUCUCCUCGGUUGUUCUU
This is a messenger RNA of Gongylonema pulchrum, 387 nucleotides long. The record is from the annotation of a GenBank genome assembly. Lineage: Eukaryota; Metazoa; Nematoda; Chromadorea; Rhabditida; Gongylonematidae.